Molecule: messenger RNA, 2878 nt
Organism: Drosophila subobscura
Lineage: Eukaryota; Metazoa; Arthropoda; Insecta; Diptera; Drosophilidae
Gene: Irp-1A
Product: cytoplasmic aconitate hydratase
Exons: 7
Coding region: 85-2793 (902 amino acids)
Biological process (GO): tricarboxylic acid cycle; citrate metabolic process
Cellular component (GO): mitochondrion; cytosol
Molecular function (GO): 4 iron, 4 sulfur cluster binding; aconitate hydratase activity
Source: RefSeq, a predicted model, not a curated record
UCGGAAAAACAGCUGACUGGAUAAAGAAAAAUUGAAUUUCACAAUUGUUUCUGUUUUUUCACAAUUUUCUCGACUUUCUUGGUCAUGUCCACCUCCGGCGCCAAUCCCUUCUCCCACUUGGAGGAAUCCUUCACACAAGACGGAAAUGUCUACAAGUAUUUUGAUUUGCCAAAGAUUAACAACAAAUAUGAUGCACUGCCCUUCUCCAUACGAAUUCUACUGGAAUCUGCGGUGCGGAACUGUGACAACUUCCACGUGCUGGAGAGCGAUGUGAAGAGUAUUUUGAACUGGACGCCUGCUCUGAGGCAGGGCGACAGCGAUGUUGAGGUUUCCUUCAAGCCAGCACGUGUCAUACUCCAGGACUUCACCGGUGUGCCGGCCGUGGUGGACUUUGCAGCAAUGCGAGAUGCGGUGCUCGAUUUGGGCGGCAAUCCCGAGAAGAUCAACCCCAUCUGCCCCGCCGACUUGGUCGUCGAUCAUUCCGUUCAGGUUGACUUUGCUCGCACCACGGAUGCCCUGGCAAAGAAUCAAUCGCUGGAGUUUGAGCGCAACAAGGAGCGCUUCACAUUCCUCAAGUGGGGCGCCCGGGCGUUCAACAACAUGCUGAUUGUGCCCCCCGGCUCAGGCAUUGUGCAUCAGGUGAACCUGGAGUACUUGGCUCGCGUUGUCUUUGAGACGGAUGCCACGGACGGCUCGAAGGUGCUCUAUCCCGACAGCGUCGUGGGCACCGACUCCCACACCACCAUGAUCAACGGCCUGGGCGUGCUCGGCUGGGGUGUGGGCGGCAUUGAGGCGGAGGCCGUGAUGCUGGGACAGUCCAUCUCCAUGCUGCUGCCCGAAGUCAUUGGCUACAAGCUGGUGGGCAAGUUGGGCCCGCUGGCCACCUCCACCGAUCUGGUGCUGACCAUCACCAAGCAUCUGCGCCAGCUGGGCGUCGUGGGCAAGUUCGUGGAGUUCUAUGGUCCCGGUGUGGCUGAGCUGAGCAUCGCAGAUCGCGCGACCAUCAGCAAUAUGUGUCCGGAAUAUGGAGCCACAGUCGGGUACUUCCCCAUCGAUGAGAAUACGCUGAGUUAUAUGCGACAGACGAAUCGCUCUGAGAAGAAAAUCCACAUUAUUCGGGAGUAUCUGAAGGCCACGCGACAGCUGCGGGAUUAUGCUCAGCAAGAUCAGGAUCCCACAUACACAGAGUCUGUUACUUUGGAUCUUUCCACAGUGGUGACAUCGGUUUCGGGGCCCAAACGUCCGCACGAUCGCGUCUCUGUUUCCAGCAUGUUUGAGGACUUCAAAGCGUGCCUGACCAGCCCAGUGGGCUUCAAGGGAUUUGCUGUGCCGCCAGAUGCUUUGUCCGCCAGCGGAGAGUUCCAGUGGGAGGAUGGGAAAAGCUACAAGCUGCGCCAUGGCUCCGUGGUCAUUGCAGCCAUAACUUCCUGCACGAAUACCUCGAAUCCAUCGGUGAUGCUGGGCGCCGGUCUGCUGGCCAAGAAUGCCGUGGAGAAGGGCCUCAGCAUUUUGCCGUACAUCAAGACAUCGCUGUCGCCGGGCUCUGGCGUGGUCACCUACUACCUCAAAGAGUCGGGCGUCAUUCCGUACCUGGAGCAGCUGGGCUUCGACAUUGUGGGCUAUGGCUGCAUGACCUGCAUUGGCAACUCGGGACCGUUGGAGGAGAAUGUGGUCAACGCCAUCGAGAAGAACGGCCUGGUCUGCUGCGGUGUGUUGUCCGGAAAUCGCAACUUUGAGGGACGCAUUCAUCCCAACACGCGGGCCAACUAUCUGGCCAGUCCUCUGCUGGUGAUUGCCUACGCCAUAGCUGGACGAGUGGACAUAGACUUUGAGACGCAGCCGCUGGGCGUGGAUGGCAACGGGGGGAACGUGUUCCUGCGUGACAUUUGGCCGACCCGUAGCCAGAUUCAGGAGGUGGAGCGCAAGCACGUCAUUCCAGCCAUGUUCCAGGAGGUCUACAGCAAAAUCGAACUCGGCUCUCAGGACUGGCAAACCCUUGAGGUAUCCAAUGGCAAGCUGUAUCCCUGGAGUGCGGCGUCCACCUACAUCAAACGACCGCCCUUCUUCGAGGGCAUGACCCGGCAGCUGCCGAAGCUGGGCAGCAUUGAGGGUGCACGCUGCCUGCUCUUCCUGGGCGACUCUGUGACCACUGAUCACAUCUCGCCAGCGGGCUCCAUUGCCAGAAACUCCCCAGCUGCGCGCUAUUUGGCCGAGCGCCAUCUUACGCCGCGGGACUUCAACUCCUAUGGCUCGCGACGCGGCAACGAUGCGGUAAUGGCUCGCGGCACCUUUGCCAACAUACGGCUGGUCAACAAGCUGGCCUCAAAGACCGGACCGCGAACCGUGCACAUGCCCAGCCUGCAGGAGAUGGACAUUUUUGAUGCUGCCGAGCGAUAUCGGCAGGAGGGUACGCCCUUGGUGCUGAUUGUUGGCAAGGACUACGGCAGUGGCAGCUCCCGUGACUGGGCCGCCAAGGGUCCGUUUCUGCUAGGCAUCAAGGCUGUCAUUGCGGAGUCGUACGAGCGCAUACACCGCUCGAAUUUGGUCGGCAUGGGUGUCAUUCCCCUGCAGUUCCUGCCAGGACAAGGCGCUGAGUCCUUGCACCUCACCGGUCGGGAGUUGUUUAACAUUGCCCUGCCCAAAAGCGACGACCUGAGGCCGGGCCAGAGAAUUCAAGUCAACGCUGAUGGCAAUGUUUUCGAGACGACGCUACGCUUCGAUACCGAGGUGGACAUUACGUACUACAAGAAUGGCGGAAUUCUAAACUACAUGAUUCGGAAGAUGCUUGACUAGACCUUGUUCAACAAGGGUGCCUUAUGUAUAUUCCAAUUGCUUUUGUAACAAAAUUAUUAUUUUUUUAAACUUUUGACGAAUACAA